AUGGCCAAGAUGGGCAAGAAGGCAGUUCACUUUGGCGCCGGCAACAUCGGCCGUGGCUUUGUUGCUUGCUUCCUCCACAACUCGGGCUACGAAGUCGUCUUUGCCGACGUCAACGGAGACCUGAUUGACACCAUCAACGCUACCCCCUCCUACAAAGUCAUCGAGGUCGGCUCAGAGGGCACCUCAGAAAACGUCAUCACCAACUACCGGGCCAUCAACUCGCGGACUCACGAGGAGGACCUCGUUGAGGAGAUCCGCACCGCCGACGUCGUUACCUGCUCCGUCGGCCCCAACAUCCUCAAGUUCAUCGCUCCCGUCAUCGCCAAGGGCAUCGAUCGCCGCUCCGACGAGGAGACGCCCCUGCACGUCAUUGCCUGCGAGAACGCCAUUGGCGCCACCGACACCCUAGCCAGCUUCAUCAAGGACGCCAAGAACACGGAUCCUGCCCGUCUCGAGACGCACCACCUGCGCGCCCGCUACGCCAACUCGGCUAUCGACCGGAUCGUGCCUGCGCAGGACCCCAAUGCCGGGCUCGACGUGAAGCUGGAGAAGUUCUUUGAGUGGGUUGUCGACAAAACCCCCUUUGAGGACGUUGGCAUCCCGCCGAUCGAGGGCAUCCAGUGGGUCGACAACCUGGAGCCCUUCAUCGAGCGCAAGCUGUACACGGUCAACACCGGCCACGCCACGGCUGCCUACCACGGCUACUACCGCAGAAAGCGCACCGUCUACGACGCCCUCCAGGACAAGGAGAUCAUGGCUGAGGUCCGCGGCGCCCUGACCGAGACCAAGAACCUGCUCGUCGCCAAGCACGGCAUCGACGAGGAGGCCCAGCUCGCCUACAUGAACAAGAUCAUCAAGCGCAUCGGCAACCCCCACUUGGAAGACGCCGUUGAGCGUGUCGGCCGCGCUCCCCUGAGGAAGCUGUCGCGCAAGGAGCGUUUCAUCGGCCCUGCCGCCGAGGCCGCGGAGAACGACAUGCCCGUCAAGUUCCUCCUCGACGCCAUCGAGAUGACGUUCCGCUUCCAGGACGUCGAGGGCGACGACGAGUCCAAGGAGCUCUCGACCAUCAUGUCGGAGAACACCCCCGAGGAGGUCGUCAACAAGGUCUGCGGCGUCCAGCCGACGGAGAAGAUCUACCCUCGCCUGGUCGAGGUUGUCAAGCGUGUCCAGGCCGACAGCCAAGAGGAGUAA
Molecule: messenger RNA, 1191 nt
Organism: Trichoderma citrinoviride
Lineage: Eukaryota; Fungi; Ascomycota; Sordariomycetes; Hypocreales; Hypocreaceae
Exons: 2
Coding region: 1-1191 (396 amino acids)
Biological process (GO): mannitol catabolic process
Cellular component (GO): cytosol
Molecular function (GO): mannitol-1-phosphate 5-dehydrogenase activity
Source: RefSeq, a predicted model, not a curated record